CCUAGGAGUUCCUGUCAUGGCCGUCAUGGGAAGUGUUUAUCCAAGGAUCUUCUCAUAACCUGGCAUAUUCUCUGCCAUUUCACACAUGAUAUGAAAUGGCAGCGGUUUUCCUUGUGACGUUGUACGAGUACUCCCCGCUGUUUUACAUCAGUGUGGUGUCUCUGUGCUUCCUGGUCACCGCCGCCAUGGUGCUCGGCUGGUUUGGCUUUGAUGUCCCAGUGAUCCUUCGCAGCUCUGAUGAGACUGAGUCCAUCCUGCCCACCCCUGAAAAGCUCAUGGUUCAGGUGACCAAUCCCUUUGCCCUGGAGAUGGGCUCUGGGCCAGCAUCUGUCACUGAUGGUGUGUCAGUAAGGCCCUGCUGUCUGGAGCCCUGCGUCUUGAGCUUUUUCUGGGGCUGCAAGGUUCGUGACCUGAAGGGAGCGCUGCAGGCCCACCACCAUGGCCCAAGGCUCAGCACCCCCCAACAUUUCCAGCAGGCCCUGCAAUUCUGCUACCGCCACUACCAGAGCUUCCAUAUUGGCAAUGAAGACAGAGAGGAACGACACACACAGAUCCCUGCUGAACAGGGGAUCACAGAUUUUGGGCCGUUGCCGAGGGAACGCUACCCUCUUGUGGCGGUGUUGACGCUGGCAGAGCCAGAAGCCAGAGACACGUACAACAUCGUGGCCAGUGUGACUGUUAUUCAUGUUCCUGAUGACAAAUACAGCCUUUCUGAGAGGGUUCUCUUUCAGUACCUUCUCACCUCACAGGGGAACAUGUACGAGUUAAAGCCUCUCUUCAUGUCAGCCGACAGCGGGGUGGCGUCUGUUUGCCCCGACUCAGAGCAGUGUACCCAACCCAGCGAACCCAACGUUGAGGCCAGCAGAGUGGAGCAGGGUCCAGUGCAGGAGGAGGACUGGUCCGAGGGGAGGGGCAGAGACUGCGUGGUGUGUCAGAACGCAGCGGUGAACAAGGUGCUGCUGCCCUGCAGACAUGCCUGUGUGUGCGACAGCUGCGUGUUGCACUUCCAGCACUGCCCCAUCUGCAGGGCCUUCGUCCUGGAGUCCUUCACCCUGACACAGGAACCGGCUGCAGAGCAGUGACUGUGCACUGAACCACAGGGUGUUAUCGAAGAACUAAUAUGCAGCAAGAUAAAAUAAUGCAAAUAAUGAUACAUAAUAUCAUUAAUUGCACUGUAGGGGGCGCUAACAGCAGAGAUAUCAUUGAAUGUGAUACACUGACAUGAGCCAUAUGCUGUUACCCAGUUCAUUCUACAGACUAACUGCUGCAUGAUUUCCAGUCAUUUAAACCUCUGUGAAAUUAGUCACAACACCGCUCAUCAGUUUGAGAUCAUGGAGGAAGAAAAGAAGUUUCCAUGUUUGGAAGGAUGUAAAGAUUUUGGGAUAUUUUCAUGUACAGAUUAUUUAUGUUUACACCAUUUUUGUGUGUAUUUGUUUUACAAUGUGACCUCUUUUACAGCGCAGUAUUUAUUGACCACAGCCAAUCAAUUCCUCAGCUUUAACAGACAACCAUUAACUAUGAACUAAAAUGAAGAAUUAAAAAGAUUGAUUGUG
Dicentrarchus labrax (European seabass) is the source of this 1553-nucleotide messenger RNA. RefSeq names its product cell growth regulator with ring finger domain 1 (gene cgrrf1). The record is from RefSeq and is a predicted model, not a curated record. The transcript is spliced from 6 exons. Gene Ontology annotation, biological process: negative regulation of cell growth. Lineage: Eukaryota; Metazoa; Chordata; Actinopteri; Moronidae. Bases 96 to 1082 code for a protein of 328 amino acids.